This is a messenger RNA of Tachysurus fulvidraco (yellow catfish), 1914 nucleotides long. RefSeq names its product zinc finger protein 239-like. The record is from RefSeq and is a predicted model, not a curated record. Lineage: Eukaryota; Metazoa; Chordata; Actinopteri; Siluriformes; Bagridae. Gene Ontology annotation, molecular function: DNA-binding transcription repressor activity, RNA polymerase II-specific. The transcript is spliced from 3 exons. Bases 388 to 1557 code for a protein of 389 amino acids. Gene Ontology annotation, biological process: negative regulation of transcription by RNA polymerase II.
GAGCCUCGACUACAAAUAUCACGCGUUUUGAAAGUUUUGUAAGCUUCCAAUGAGAAGUAGGAGUCGAACAAAGGGCGGAAGUGAACCCGUGUAUUCAGUUUCCGGUCAAAGACUUAAUUCUUGUGAGGCGAGCAAAGCGUGUUGGAUUAAAAGGCUUACAUAUUCCAGUUCCUUGGACUCUUGGGGAUUUUUACAAGCAUUUGUUUUGGAAAAUACAUUAACAUUAGUGACAAUGUGAAGAAAGGGAAAUUUAAAGACCAGCGUUAAAGAAAUAUUUUAAGACGACAUCCUGUACUCUGAUUUUAGUCUGCUGGAAAGAGGACUGCAGGGAAGCUACUGGGAUUUCUGGGAAGAGCUUUCAUCUCUGUUCAUUUACACUUGAAUGAAAUGUCACCGUCUGGUUCUCAUGACACUAAACUCAGUCAAAAAUGGAUUGGUGCAAAAAAUGGCAAGGAGAGAAAUCACCUCUGCUCAAUGUGUGGGAAAAGUUUCACACGGAAAAGUACUCUCAAUGUACACAAACUGAUUCACACUGGAGAAAAACCUUAUCAGUGCACAGAGUGUGGGAAGAGUUUUAUACAACUAGCUGCUUUUAAAGGCCACCAGUGGGUUCACACAGGAGAGAAGCCACACCCGUGUACAGAGUGUGGGAAGAGUUUUUCAAAGCUGAAUCAUCUCAAAGUCCAUCAGCGCAUUCACACAGGAGAGAAGCCGUAUCAGUGCCCAGAGUGCGGGAUUAGUUUUACACAACAAGUGAAUUUAAAAUCCCACCAGCGCAUUCACACAGGAGAGAAGCCGUAUCAGUGCAAAGAAUGUGGGAAGAGUUUUACACAUCAUAGCUCUUUUAAAGCCCACCAGCACAUUCACACAGGAGAGAAGCCGUAUCAGUGCCCAGAUUGCGGGAGUAGUUUUUCACAUAAUAGUGCUUUUAUAAAACAUCAGCGCGUUCACACAGGAGAGAAGCCGUAUCAGUGCAUCGAGUGUGGGAAGAGUUUUGCACAACAAGGGACUGUUAAAAUCCACCAGCGCAUUCACACAGGAGAGAAGCCGUAUCAGUGCAUCGAGUGUGGGAAGAGUUUUACACAACAAGGGACUGUUAAAAUCCACCAGCGCAUUCACACAGGAGAGAAGCCGUAUUGGUGCUCAGAGUGUGGGAGGGGUUUUUCUGAACCGGGAAGUCUCAGAGUCCAUCAGCGCAUUCACACAGGAGAGAAGCCGUAUCAGUGCCAAGAGUGCGGGAUUAGUUUUACACAUAAUAGUGCUUUUAAAAAUCACCAGCGCAUUCACACAGGAGAGAAGCCGUAUCAGUGCAACGAGUGUGGGAAGAGUUUUACAGAAAUUAGUGCUUUUAAAACCCACCAGCGCAUUCACACAGGAGAGAAGCCGUAUCAGUGCACGGAGUGUGGGAAGAGUUUUUCACAGCUGAAUACUCUCAAAGUACAUCAGCGCAUUCACACAGGAGAGAAGCCGUAUUGGUGCUCAGAAUGUGGGAGGGUUUUUUCUCGAAAUUAUGCUCUUCAAAGGCAUCAACUCACUCAUGCAAGGAAAAAAAUUUGAAACAACAAACCAGUUUACAAAAACACCUGUGAAUUCAAUCAGGACUGAAGUGCUUCACAAAACAAACCACUCAGAACACACCAGCAAAUUCACACAGGAGAAAAAAGAGAACUAUUUCUCACUAUUUAGGACAAAGUAUGCGCUUUAGAAAUGUUUGAAAUUCGAAACAAUAUUGGAUAAUGUUUAUCCAAGGCCUCAAGUUCUGUUCUGAGCAAUUCUGGGUUUCUGUUUGUUUUUGAAAAUCUUUAGCUAGUAAAAUUACUGGUGUUUAAAAAAGAUAUUGUUAACAUGGUAAGAUUGUUUGUUUUUCUUUAAACACUGCAUACAAAGUGUAUAUAUUAAAUAAAAACUAAGACU